CUUAAAGGCGCUAGGGCUUGCCAAACGGGAUUAACCAGAGCACGAAGGCAACGUUAACCGUGGGGCAACUAGGAUGUUAUUAGACAAAUACUAGUGGUAUAAAUACAACCAAUACACCAAAUAACCUGAUAAGUACAUCGUCAAACUUAGGCCAUGUCCACACCGGCUAGAAGGAGACUCAUGAGAGAUUUUAAACGGCUACAAGAAGACCCCCCUGCUGGUGUCAGUGGAGCCCCAUCUGAAAACAACAUUAUGGUGUGGAAUGCCGUCAUUUUCGGCCCUGAAGGAACUCCGUUUGAAGACGGUACAUUUAAACUCAUUGUCGAGUUCACAGAAGAAUACCCGAACAAGCCUCCCACAGUACGAUUUGUGUCAAAGAUGUUUCAUCCCAACGUCUAUGCAGAUGGUAGUAUUUGUCUGGACAUCCUGCAGAAUCGUUGGAGUCCUACUUAUGACGUGUCUUCUAUUCUUACCUCCAUCCAGUCUUUGCUGGAUGAACCCAACCCCAACAGUCCGGCCAACAGCCAGGCUGCUCAGCUGUACCAGGAGAACAAGCGUGAGUACGAGAAGAGGGUGUCCGCCAUCGUAGAGAGAAGCUGGCGAGACAGUUGACCUGGCUGACCUCGUCCAGUUAAAGCGGUGUGUGUGUGUGUGUGCGUGUGUGUGUGUGUCCGUGGGUGGGCAAGCAAGCUCAAGUUAGCCUCUUAAUCUCCUUACCUUUUUUUUUUAAGAUUUUAUGCACUUUACCUUCCACUUCCCUUCAUAGAUUUGCCUGCCAAGAGGGAAUCUGGUUUUAUAUCUAUCAUUCUAGCCCUAAAUCUUGCCUUGUUUGUGGGCUCCAGCUUUACUUUACUUGCUUAAGGUCUCGGGUGGUAAUGUUCCCCCACCUUCUGAGCAUCGUGGACUCCAAAAAUUGUUACACCAUGUUUUACGCAUGCACGACAGAUUGAACAUCCAUACCUCCUCCCUCUUAUGUAUAACAAUACUCGUGUGUGUAUAUAAGAAAUCUGCAUCUGAAUAUAUGUACAGAUUUUGCACUGGA
This is a messenger RNA of Doryrhamphus excisus (bluestripe pipefish), 1042 nucleotides long. RefSeq names its product ubiquitin conjugating enzyme E2 A, like (gene ube2al). Lineage: Eukaryota; Metazoa; Chordata; Actinopteri; Syngnathiformes; Syngnathidae. The record is from RefSeq and is a predicted model, not a curated record.